Messenger RNA from Serpula lacrymans var. lacrymans S7.9, 520 nucleotides. RefSeq lists its product as uncharacterized. The record is from RefSeq and is a predicted model, not a curated record. The coding region runs from base 75 to 254 and encodes 59 amino acids. The transcript is spliced from 4 exons. NCBI's taxonomy places the organism in Eukaryota, Fungi, Basidiomycota, Agaricomycetes, Boletales, Serpulaceae.
CUGGAAGACUUGUAGCUGAGCUGUCGUCCGGCUUCUCAAUUCCGAUUUUUUGUACCCUACCUACUAUUUUGGCUAUGAACGCAUUCCCGAACGGCACACGAGUUUUCUUCUGGGGCUCCAAUGGUGACAUCAAGUACGGUGUAGUGCUUUCCACGAGCCGUAUGGGGGAUGGUACACAGAUUGUGGUUAUACAACUGGAUCGUGCAGAAGGCAAUGUUAGCCUGCCAGUUUCCAGUGUCUCAAAAGUAAACUAGUCUCCAUCGCGGAUAUAUUCGAUUUCCCAUACACAGAAUCAGUGGAUACAUACCUAGACACAUAUUGCGGACUAAGAACAUUACACACUGUAUUCAUCAUUUCUUCUUCUCCUUCUUGUAUUCUUCCCGCGCUUGUAUCAACCGUUUCGUGUAUUCCCUCCCGGUAGUUACCCUGAGUUAAUGGUCUCUGGCCUCGUUGACUGUAAAAAUAUCAAGCGGACCGUCUGUCCUAUUAUCCUGCGGUUCUACCAUGCAAGAUACGGUAC